Molecule: messenger RNA, 5417 nt
Organism: Strongylocentrotus purpuratus (purple sea urchin)
Lineage: Eukaryota; Metazoa; Echinodermata; Echinoidea; Camarodonta; Strongylocentrotidae
Product: KICSTOR complex protein SZT2
Exons: 32
Cellular component (GO): peroxisome
Source: RefSeq, a predicted model, not a curated record
UGCCAGGUUUUGAGGUUUGAUUUAGCGAUAUCGUCAUGACGUCAUCAUAGUGUGUAAACCCUGGAUCGACAUCGCCAUCGAGCUCACUUCGCCGAGGUGGAAGAAGAACUUUUAAGAACGCUGAUGCCUGUCCAUAUUGAGUUUAAUUAUGCUAUGGUGAUAUUCAAUGAAGGAAUUGCGACGACGUGAUGGCUUCCAUAGGGAAUCAUGAUCAAGAUAAGGGAAAUGGUGGUGACGUCGAGCAAGUGGUGCUCGAUGCAGCACAAGUGUACCUUCUCAUGAAGGAAGAGUAUCGCAUCUCAAGGAAUAUCAGAGCAUCAUGGUUUCUCAAGAACAUCAACAAUAUCAUUUCAGUCAAGGAAGAACAGGAAUUGCGAUGUUCCCAAGAGGAACUAGAAAUCCUGUCCAUCAUACCAAAAGAUCCGCCAUCGAGUCAGAAGACAACGGAAAAACAGACCCAGUACCGUCUCUUGCCGACGUGCCAUGUGACCUUCUUUGCCCGUCGCUACAGGCUGGUUGUUGUGCUAGAUCUCAGCCCUUCCAUGACAGCUGUGGAUAUUCAGUCAGGGAGCAUCCACAUUGCAGAGAUUCACACUGCGUUGACAAACUUUCUGAAGGGCAUCACAAAGCCUUUCUGUGUUCCAGGAAGUAGCAUCUUGCUUGCCCCCAGUUUGUAUGUGACAGUCAUUGCCUACACACCACUAGCUCACCUCACAACACAGCAGGUGCUGGUUCAGGGGUGCUUGCUGACCCCAGAGAAUUUGGAUGUUUUCUUGCAGAGCAUUCUUACACAACUUGAAGACUUUGAAAACAAGAUAUAUAACAGUACCAUGCGCUCUCGGAACCCAUCGGCCUCGGGUCUCGACGGCGUGGACGGCUGGUUGACCAACGGCCUGGAUAUUGUGGUCGGGGGUGACUGGAGGGACAGCCAGGGGGGCCCUACCAGCCCCACCACCAACAGCUACCAUCAGCCCCCUACCAAGGUAGAGAUGGCCAACCCUGAGGCAACAUUUGUCAACAUGCUGUGGUGUGGAGUACUUGCCCUGCAGCUGCUACCGGAGAAUACAAGUGCAGGCAUCGUAGUGAUCAGUGAUGGAGUUGGUGCAGUCCCAGAUGCCCUGACCCUAAGUAACCUCCUAGGGAACCUACGAACCAGCACCACGGCCUGCUCCUUCAUCCAGCUGGGCAAAGGGUUCUAUCCCCACGCAGGCUUUGGUUACGUCCCCCACACAGAAAUCAUGCAGUUCAUCGCUACGGCAACCUUUGGGGCCUUCCUCUCCAGAUGCCCCAGUUUGGAAUCUCAUGAAGACCAUCUGAUGAAUCAGUACCAUAGAGCUUUCCUGUCAUGGAGCUUCCAGAAAGGAUUGGAUGGCAUCAAGAUUGACCUUAUCAAAGGUCGUCAGCAUCAAGUCAUCUCAUCAGAAUCAGGAUGGCCUGAAAGCAUCUUGCCAUCAUUUGCAGUCAACAAGCAGGGAUUAUGCACCAUUCCUCUGAUCAGGAAGAAGCAUACUAACUACAGACUUCACACAGAGCUUGGCAAUGUGCUUUCUAUUCGUCUCAGGGAAGGAUACACCAUCAAGGAUGCCUGCAUAACCAAGAAUGGUUCCUGUAUUGAGGUGCGUCUAGCGCUGCCCUGGAAGUACAAUGCGAGGAUAGAGUAUAUAGCUACAGCUCCAUGGCCCCUUGAGUCCAGCAGACAUGUGACAGACAUAGAGAUCAUCAUGGAGGGUAGCUACGAGUUCCUCCAUGACAUCACAUGCCCCAUGAAGAAGGGACCUCAGAACCAUUACAGGACAAAGGUGGUCAAGAACUUCUGGCAAACAUUGCAGAGUUUGAGAGAGACUGACCUGCUGCUAGUACACCUGCAGUCCUUUGCAGCUAACCCCAUCUACUACACACUGCCUGAAGGUACGAAGGGAGGGAUGCCCCUCUUCUACAUGCCCCCCAACUCCACCUCGCCUGUCCUCGCUCAACAGUCGCAUCUAAAGCAUUCAGGAUUGGACCAGUUUGCUGAUUUCUGGAAACGUAUUGCUCUCAUGGACUCCAAGAGAUGGCAGAGAUGGCUCCACACCCAUCGCAUUGCAUUGCUCCUGCUACCAGACUUGCCGCUACCGAAGCAUCUGCACCUACCCAACUCGAGCGGGCGCUACGCCACCAUCCAGUAUCGGGUUGCCCUCAAAGAGGUCAACAACCUUCUUAAGAAGAGGAGUACAUUCAUCAUGUUAGACAACCAUAGCUACAUCAAUCUCAACUUCACUGAGUCCGGAGGGCCACCUACGUCGUUCUACGUCAUCAGGGUUUCCCUCAAGACACCCAUCGUCCUCAGACUGGCAUUCCUUGGAGGGACACCGGGCCAUGAGAGGAACAAGGUUGUGAGAGGGUUAAAGAAUGACCUGCUAGCCUUGAGGAUGCCCAGGAAGAAGACUGCCCAGUAUGGCUAUGACAAGGAGCACGGCACCAAGGCCAUGGCUCCCCUCAAGGACACUGACUCAGACGGGCCUCCUGGACAUGGCGAUGAUUCCUGCGUCGUUCUGCUCUCUAGACCCAUCGAGAUGAUCCUCAUGAGAUAUGAGAAAAUGCCAUCGGACUUCACUGACCUGAAGACAUCCAUCGAGGUGACGUCCACGUCUGUGCCUGUCUACAUGAACAGCAAAGCUCCCUGUAGCAACCUGAACCGACUUGCAUGCUAUCUCCACCAUCGACGCUGGAUCUGGGAAGCUCAGAGUGACAGUGGGAUCCAGAUCGCUACCAAGGCUGUGGCCAACAUCCUGGACGUCCUUACCAAAUUGCGGUUGCAGCAGGGAUUCCAUGUGGCUUACUCAACCAGUGGAAUACUCAGCUUUAUCAUGGAGCUCAAGAUGAAGAAUCCUCUGGGCAGCAUCGUGGAGACAAUGGGGCCUUCCAAACCCUCGGACCAAGAAGGCACGGAUGAAGCCACUGAGAGCGACCAGGGCACGGAGCAGAAGUUAUCCUCCAACGGUCAAGAGGUCUUCCCAUGUCUGCUCCAGUACAUCGUCUUCCCUCCGCACUCGGCCACAGCCAAGAGGGAUCGGACUACAUCAGUUGGAGACGAGGAGGAUGGUGACGAUCAGGACACAUCUGAAGCUGAUGGAAGACUGCAGCUUGUGACUGAGUGCUGGAUAGAGCCUCAGAGUGGUACCAUCAUCGAUCCUCCAAAGCAGUGUCAAUUCUUGGACGGCCUCACCUACCAAACUAUCCCAAGAGUGAUGUUUCCGAUGGACCAGCGGAUCAUCUCCGUCCUCCUCAACUUUGAGCACCUGCACGUCAUGUGCUCUUCCGCCAUCGACGGAGACAUGGCCACCAUGUCCAAGGAGGAGCUUUCCUUUGAAGGGGUUGCGCUCGGCGAGACCAUUCAGCGGUUGCCCUAUGCGCUGGACGUGAUGACGCUCCUACCCAUGUGUCAGCAGGCUCAUGUACUGUGCUCAACCUUCAUCACAGGUGCAGAUGGGACAGAGAACACCAGGUCCAGGCCCCGCCUCGGGUACCCCAAACCCAAUGACACCCUCUUCACCCUCCUCACUGACUCUAUGAAAUCCAUGACGGACUUCAAGCUGGACCUCUCUGACAAGGAGAGUCUGCUCUUUGCCCAGUCUGUCCUUGAUCGAAGCAAAGACGACGAUGCGCCCCGUCCCUUCGGACUCGCCUCCUCGGACAUCUCCAGUCUCCUGUCAGAACUCGCAGACAGCGCUGCGGAAGGCUUAGAGAAGACGCCUGUUCCGCAGAACAGGACGAGUACUCCGUUGAUGGAGGAGAACCGGGAGAAGAAGGUGCCGCAGUGGACGCUGUACGUGAAAAGUGUUGGGAAGGAUCAUCUGAUCUUGGUAUUCAUGCCAGCUUCCUAUCAGGACUUAGAGCUGCUCAGUGCAACAAAGGAUGAUCCUGAAGCGGAUUUAUCCAUGGCACCUGAAUCGGAUCAAGCGAAACCAUCCCGUGAGUCCCGUCGCAGCAAGAAUCUGGAUGAGACAGACAGCGAGGAUGAGUGUCCGGCUAGAAAAACAGUGCCACCUGGAGUUGAGAAGAAAACAAAUACGAGCCUCCCCCUUCCCAUCUUCGUCUACGAUUGUUCCCUGGCGGCCCUGACCAAUUUUGUGCUGGGUCGCCUGGAUGAGAGUUCAGUGACGAAUGUCUUCAAGGAUCUGACCUUUGUGUCAAUGGAUGCGGGUACCCAGGUCCCAACCACGCCAAGGAACAUCCCUAGACACAGGACAAGAGGAUUCAGUGAGCAGAAUGACUCGUUCUCUCCGCCCUCUGCUGAUCGGAGAGGGAGCAAGGCCAUGGAGUGGUUCUGCGGUAGUCUUGCCAACAAGGUCCACCAGGCCUUUGUCAUCGGCCUCUUCAAGAGCCUUCAGUACGGUAAAUGGGUUGACUGUCAUGAUGUCCAGUCGGCCAUCGAACAGGUGUGCGAGGAGUCACUCUAUGAAAUUGACAUCACUGAAUUUGUUCAAGUAGUCUGCGGUCAUGUCUACGGCGUGCGAGCCAAAGUUGAUGCAGAGCAACAGGUCGCUGAUAAGCUCCAGAAGAGAAUCAAGUUUGCCGACAUGGAUGAGGAGGACACGGCUGAGAAACCUGCUCCGGAGAAAACUCCAAACCAAGAGAUCAAGUCCAGCAUCGCCGGCCGCAAGAAACCUCCCGGCGUCAUGGUCCCUCUUGAGCUCCUGACCUCCUCACCCAACCGGCAGUGUGAGGUCAGCAAGGGCCUCCAUGCCAUGGUUCGAGAGCGCUUCACCCAGGUCAUGGGGAACCACUUCAAACCGGUUCCAUCCAACCGUGACAUCUGGUUCUACCGUCUAGGAGGAGAGGAGGAAGAGGAGGAGGAGAAUGAUGAGGAGAAGGAGGGAGAAGGGAUAGGGGAUGAUGAUGGUGGGAACGAGCAUGGAGAUGAUGAAGAUGAUGAUCAGGUGUUUGCGGAAGGAGUGUACCGUGGGAGUGAUGAUAUUGAGUCGGAAGGUUUGAAGCCGAGUCCUCGAUUCUCUGGAUCUCAGACACCAGAAGUCUUUUCAUCAGAGAACCCCAGUGCCCAGCAGGUGUCGAAACCAACUAAACCUAACAACGAAACUGUUUCUACUCCUCGAAAGAAGGUCAACUCGUUGGCAGACGGGACCGAAGACGACGACAACUUGGACGACUACGGGGACGAGAUGGACCAUGACCGUGAUCGCCUUGACAGCAACAGCCUCAUCAACUCCAUCAGCUAUGUGUACCAGAAGGAGAGGAGCUACGAUCCCGUGCCCGAUGCCAACAGUCGGAGGGGCAGCUCGGAGGAAUCGGUGAUGGGCAGCGAGGAGGAGGAGCUGUCACCCCUCUUUGUCAUAUUGGUAUGCUCCGUCAAGCUCAAGUCUAAUGUGGGCCACCGCAACGUCAGGACCAUACCAACUUGUUUAGGUGAGUCCAUGUGG